Penicillium canescens is the source of this 2205-nucleotide messenger RNA. RefSeq names its product putative LPXTG-motif cell wall anchor domain protein. Bases 1 to 2205 code for a protein of 734 amino acids. Lineage: Eukaryota; Fungi; Ascomycota; Eurotiomycetes; Eurotiales; Aspergillaceae. The record is from RefSeq and is a predicted model, not a curated record. The transcript is spliced from 2 exons.
AUGGCUGCAGAUAUGCGGGCCAGUCCUCACUCGCGUUCUUUGUCGCUGCACACUCGCUUCGGGGGCCCCACCAAUCGUGAAACGCCCGGCUCUAAACCCAAAGGCUCCUUAUUGAAUCGAGCCCGGCGAUCCGUCCUUAGCUUUAACUCUCCCAGCCCCCAAGCUCCCCAUGUCUCCAAGAGACAACAAGACGACCCUCAAGAUCGCCCUGAUGUGAAGAGAACCAUGCCAUCAAGCGUGGCUUAUUCUAGAACGGAAAAUGCUCUGAGACUGGGAACCGACAAGUCGCCAACCAUGGACAGUCGCCCGAAGAACGAGGACGUCUUCUUGAACAUCGCCAGAACAGACUCUGGUCGUCGCGACUCGAUAGGACGCUCUGAUUUCCGCCGGUCACGGCUUGGAUAUUCCGGUCAGAGUCUACGGUCACCGUCAGAACAAACUCCCACACCCGAUCAGCGAUAUAGCAAUAUCGACCCCUUGCUUACGCAAAAUGUCUCCCCAACCACCCCCUACUCCUCCGUCCACACGCCGGCCUCAUCAGCCCAUCCCCUAGAUGACUCGAGUCGCCUGCGCUACAGUGGCCUGGGAUCCGGCGCGCGAUCUACGAUCGGCACCCCUCGAAGUCGUUUCAGUCGCACAAGUCCAGAGACAUCUCCGCGCACACCGUCUGUAGCGGAUGACCGACGGUCCUCCUUACACGAACCCCGCUUUAACCGCUAUUCGGGACUUUCUACAAUCCGAGGCAGUCGACAACCUUCCGCCUCUGAGGUGAACGACCGAGCGCGAACCGAAGCCGAGAGAUCGCGCGCUGAUGGAACUGAGUCGACCCUAUCGACCGCCGCUCCCUCUACAGUGUGGGACGAGCUGGAUGACCUCAAAGAUCGGAUCAAAAAGCUAGAGCUGACAGGGAAGCUGCCUCCAUCAUCUGCUGCAGCUAUGUAUAGCAGCCCCAAUGAGAGACCGCGCACCGCAACCUCGGCCAUGACUACCAUAUCCUCUUCACCCAAAUACCACCGCAAAGCCAGUGUUUCGGCUGGUGAUAGCGACUAUCAGAACCAAGUCCACCCUCUCCUGCAAUCCGCAUUGUCCAAGGCCAAGGCUGUUCUAAGCGGUGAGGUGUACACGUCCCUCGAAGCGACGAUCACCGAUGCGUUGAACCUUUCCACCGCGUUGGGCGUCAAUGCCGCUCCGUCAGGCACCGUCUCGGUCGUGAAUGGAGGAUACACUUCGCCUGAGAGACACGCCCGCCGCAAAGCGGACAGCGUGUGUCGCAGCCUGACUGAGCUUUGUCUGGCAUUGACAGAUGAGCAAUUGAAGAACGCCCGACCACAGUCGAGCCGUGGUGCAGGAGGGCAGCUCCAGCCGUCGAAUGGCGUGGAGCACGAUCACCGUAUGACCAUGCCCAUACCGACGUAUCAGCGAAAUGGGAACCAGGAACAUGAAGCGAAUGAGCGGCGCCAUUCCACCACUCGCAUUUCCAGCCGACUUGAAGCCCGUCGCGCGUCCUUGGUCAACACUAGCCCAGGAAACACAGACAUCAAACAGAGCCCGGCUCAAUCUCCGGGCAUUCCUACCCCAACCAGUCGUCUGAACCGGAUGUCAACAUCUCUCCGCAGUCGCAGGAUGACAGUCGGCGAGGAAAACGGAGAAAUGGAAAACCCGCACAGCCGUUCAGUCUCCAGAGCUACAACAGAAAUCGGCACACCAGUCCCUACUCAAGAGCCACCCCGGCAACGAUUCCACGGCAGCUCCUUCUCUCGCUCCGUCUCUGGUGUCCAGAACGAUUCUGGCCUAGGUCUCUCCCCACGCUCUCCUCAAUACCAGUCACAAGUUCCUCAACCACAGCAAUCACAGCCUCGAACACCCACCCUCUCAAACAGUCUCUCAUUCCGACGAAACAAUACCAUCCCUGCUUCAUACACACCAGCAACUUCCCGCUCCAACAUCCAAGCCGGAUCCCGCCGUUAUGGUCUCUCCCCAAGCUUCUCAACAAACAACGUACCAGUCGAGGAUAGCCCCAGAUCCCCAGUGGAACUUCCACAAACAAGGAUCUCGACCCCAUCAAGCAAAAUGGCCACAAGCUACACCCCAAUACAGCAAAAUCGGCUCCGAACCAACAGCCUAGGCGCUCGAAGAUUCGGUCUAAGGAAUCGCACCCCGGCCACGUCAAAUAACAAUGUAAACCUAGACGAUAGCAUUGAUUAA